This is a messenger RNA of Linum trigynum, 1965 nucleotides long. The record is from the annotation of a GenBank genome assembly. Lineage: Eukaryota; Viridiplantae; Streptophyta; Magnoliopsida; Malpighiales; Linaceae.
AUGGCAGUUGCAGCAAUGGCAGGGGGAGUCGAUUCGCUGAGCGACCGAGCCGCCAAGAUGAAAGAAGCUCUUCUCAAGAGCCAAACCAUCACCGAGAACGUCGUCUCCAUUCUCGGCUCCUUCGACAGCCGCCUCUCCGUCCUCGAGACCGCCAUGCGUCCCACUCAGAUUAGGACGCAUGCUAUACGAAAGGCUCAUGAGAACAUAGACAAGACUCUCAAGGCUGCUGAGAUUCUAUUGGCUGAAUUUGACGUCUCUCGACAGGCAGAGGCACAAAUAUUGAGGGGACCGCAUGAGGACCUUGAAAGUUAUCUGGAAGCUAUUGAACAGCUGAGGAAAAAUAUUCGUUUCUUCAGCAGUAACAAAAGCUUCAAGAGUGGGGAUGCAGUGCUCACUAAUGCAAAUAACUUACUAGCUAAGGCCAUAUCAAAGCUAGAGGAUGAAUUUAAGCAGCUACUAGCGUCUUACAGCAAACCCGUCGAGCCUGAUCGUCUUUUUGAGUGCCUUCCAGAAUCAAUGCGACCUUCUGCUGGAUCCCCUGCAAACCACGGCGACCCUAAUGGCUUAGGUCCUCAUUCCCAUAACCAUUCUGAGCAGCAGAACAGUAAUGCGGAGGCUGCAAGUUUUAAACCUCUUGUCCUGAUACCCCCAAGAACUGUUCCUUUGCUACAUGAUCUUGCCGUACAUAUGGUUCAAGCUGGACACCAGCAGCAAUUGUUGAAGACUUACAGGGAUACACGAUCCUCAGUUUUGGAAGAAAGCCUUAGGAAACUGGGAGUUGAGAGACUGAGUAAGGAAGAUGUUCAAAAGAUGCAAUGGGAGGUCUUGGAAGCAAAGAUUGGAAAUUGGAUUCACUUCAUGCGGAUAGCAGUCAAGGUCUUGUUUGCUGGUGAAAGGAGACUUUGCGAUCAAAUCUUCGAUGGCUUUGAUUCUCUUCGAGAUCAAUGUUUUGCCGAAAGCACAGGCAAUAAUGUGUCAAUGCUUCUCAGUUUUGGAGAAGCCAUAACCAAAAGCAAGAGAUCACCAGAGAAAUUGUUCGUGCUUCUAGACAUGUAUGAGAUUAUGCGAGAACUUCACUCGGAGAUUGAGUCAGUUUUCGGCGGUAAAGUUUGUGCUGAAAUUAGGGAAUCUACAUUUGGUUUGACAAAGAGGCUUGCCCAGACAGCUCAAGAAACUUUUGGCGAUUUUGAAGAAGCUGUUGAGAAGGAUGCAACUAAAACAGCUGUACUGGAUGGAACUGUUCAUCCCCUGACUAGCUAUGUUAUUAACUAUGUAAAAUUCCUUUUCGACUACCAAUCGACGUUAAAUCAACUCUUCCAAGAAUUUGAAACUGGGGGAGAGACAGUGUCACAGUUAGCUACAGUGACCAUGCGGAUAAUGCAGGCUCUUCAAACCAAUUUGGAUGGAAAGUCUAGGCAGUAUAAGGAUCAAGCUUUGACGCACCUGUUUCUGAUGAACAAUAUUCACUAUAUGGUCAGAUCUGUCCGCAGAUCCGAAGCCAAGGACUUGUUGGGAGACGAUUGGGUUCAACGACACAGAAGAGUUGUUCAGCAGCAUGCAAAUCAAUACAAAAGAACUGGUUGGGGAAAGAUUCUUCAAUGUCUCUCUGCUCAAGGCCUAACUUCAUCUGGAGGAAGUUCUUCAGCACCUGGUGAGAGUGGAAGUGGCAGUGGUGCUUCAAGAGGAUUGGUUAAAGAGAGGUUCAAGAUCUUCAAUACACAGUUUGAGGAACUCCACCAAAAACAAUCUCAGUGGACGGUACCAGACACCGAGCUGCGAGAAUCUCUGAGGCUUGCAGUCGCUGAAGUCUUGUUACCUGCCUACAGAUCUUUUGUAAAACGUUUUGGGCCACUAGUCGAGAGCGGGAAGAACCCACAGAAGUACAUCAAGUACUCAGCUGAGGACCUGGAGAGAAUGCUGGGUGAGUUUUUCGAGGGCAAGACGCUGAAUGAGCCGCGGCGGUAG